CCCCCGAAUCGGACUUUCAUCUCCAGCUUCGUCGUCGUCGUCGCGAUCAGCUCCACGGACAAGAUAGAGAAAACAGAAAGAGAUAUUCACGCUGGUUCCCAUCGAGACUUAUACUCUCGAAGGAUUCUGUGAGGCUCCGUGAGUCUGCUGUGUGGGCUGGAAAGGUUCAGGACAAAAGAGACAGCCGGGUAUAUAUAACUCGCGAUGGAGUCCCCACCCGGCACGCCAUUACUCGAGGAAGACGAGGAGGCUGUGCCGUGCAAAGGAUGUAACAACGUUCUGGAAGAGGGAAAAGCGUUCGAGCUCGCUGGUAAUCGCUGGCACAUAGAAUGUUUCCGGUGUAAUAGCUGUGGCACAUUACUCGAUUCCGACGCCAACCUUCUACUGCUCGGAGAUGGAUCCCUCAUCUGCAACAGCUGUACCUACAGCUGCACCGCUUGCGGCAACAAGAUCGAAGAUCUCGCGAUCCUUACCGGAGACCAGGCGUUCUGUGCGGGCUGCUUCAGAUGUCGGAAUUGCAAGCGCAAGAUCGAGAAUCUGAAAUAUGCGCGGACAUCGCAGGGAAUCUUCUGUAUGACCUGCCACGAAAUAUUGAUGGCGCGGCGAAAGAAACGUCCAAAACCGACCAUGACCCAGACCCAGAGGCCAACGCCGUCAGUGUCGCCGAUGUUGGCCCUGGACAAGGCACUUCCUUCCGUCCCGCCGCCACAAGACGAUGACCCCGUGGAGCUACCCGUCAACAUACCUCGUUCCGAGCUGGCGGCCAAUCCAGCCCCUCGCCCCUCGACCAGCCGGACUAACUCGUCGAGAACCAAUCCCACACCUGACCAGCUGUCGCCGAUGGCAUUUCAGCCUUCUGGGGAUCAUCUCCGUACGCCUAGGACGAACAAGCGUCACUCGCAGAUGUCACUCGAUAUGCUUCAGGGAGCGCAGGACUACUCGUUUAUACCUCUCGUCCUCGAUAACUCUCCCGGCCACACUCCCGGCCACACCCCCGGCCACACCCCCGGGCACACUCCAGCUCAACUUCCAAGCACCUCUUACAGCAGGUCGAACGUGCUCGAUCGGGGGCCGCAUCAUGACCGGGCAGAGCUUCCUAGGCAGGAGCGGAAAUCGUCUACGGACACGUCACACUAUGAGAUGCGCGGCUCAAUACCGCACAUUGCCACGCAGGACAAGAGCUACGAACUCCCGGUUGCAAUGGACAGGAGGGACAUCCCCCGGAUCUCCCAUGACUACGAAAGGCCUUCAGAUAUUAAGCAGAUCUCCCGCUCCGAUUCUUCGCUCAAUAAGUCGGAUGCGCAGGCUCCAAAGAUCGAAAUUAACACGAAUUCCAGCGGCUUCAAGCUUGGGGAGGUACCGAGGGAGAGGAAGAGGUCGAUUGGCAAUCUUAGAUCUCCCGAACUCGAUGAACUGCAAGAAAAGUUCAGGGCUAUAACCUCCUCGAGGCCUGUCAGUUCACAGACCACGUCUUCACAGAAAACGCUUGAUGCGGCUUCUCUGCCUCCUCGGGGGGAUUCAUUCCGACCGCCAGUGUCGCGGAAAGAAGUCCCAGCCCCCGUAAGAGGCAAAUCCUUCGAUUCGACUCUCACUCCAUUGUCUCCAGGUCGUUCGUUACAUAGCCAGGCCGCAUCGAGUUCGUCUACCAUGACAGCGGUCGAGUUGCCAGGAGAUGACAGCAGUGUGGGAACCAGAAGGGAUGGAUCAUCCCCACCGCAGCGACCUUCGACCGCCCAGGAUAGUGGCUUCAGUCCGUCCCAUAACUCGGAAUCGGAAAUGUCACCAUCCCUCCCUCCACUCAACAAGUCGUCCAUGGCUGGACUAGGAUUCGAUGACGAACUUAAAAGGGUAUUUGGCGGUGGCUCCAGUGAUCCAGGCCUCAGGAGGGUUUCUAACGCGGUAAAGCAUGGGAGGAGUCUUAGUGAAGCAGCCAGGUCGCCAUAUUCCCCCGGAGCCGGACUGCAAUACGGAGAAUCGCCGGAAACUAGAGACGACGUGACAACCCUUAAGCAGGAACUACGGCGCUCGACCCAGCGCAUCGUCGAAUUGGAGGCCAAACUCAAUAACAAUGUGUCGGCCAAGGCACUGGAACACAACAUCCAGGAGAAGCGGAAUACUGUUGCCCUGCUAGAAACGGAGAGAGAGGCCUUCUUGCGCGAGUUGAUGGUGAUCAAGGAGAGACUGGAUGCUUCCAAGGAGGGCAAACCCGUCAACUUUGACGAAUUAAAAUCGGAUCUUAUCCGCGGCUUGACCGUGGAGCUGGAAAGUCUUAAGGAGACCUUGAGGUCUGACAUCCAGGCUCUGGUGUCUCAGCGGGACCAAUUGUUGGACGAUGUUGAGAACUUUGGCCGCCUGCGUGAACAAGCCAUCCAGGAAACCGAGCAACUCAACAUGAAGAAUGCGCAGUUGGCAGACCUCAAUAACGAGCUAACCCGACGUAUCCAAGGCCAGUUCCAAGCCAAUAAGGUUCCCGGUCUUGGGAUCUACGAUGGGACCAGUAUCGACGCGUUGGAUAUAAAGGACUUGGACAAGCGGGCGACACCGGCAGCUCCCACGCCUUCCUUGGCAACCAUCGGCGUGCCGUACAGCGAGACCUCGGAGGGUCCCGAAGUAUUUGUAGCGCAAAAGGUUUCCACGUUUAAGAAUGGUGCCCAGCAAAAGAAGUUCUUCUGGAAGAAACCCGGUGCCACGAUCAUGAAGGGUGCCAACAAGAUCAAUAGGGUCUUCACUGCGGACCAGGAGGCUACAAAUGGAUACGAUUCUUCCAGCAUGAAGUCGCACGGGGGGAUAGGAGGGACGGAGAAACUUUUUGGUGGUGGGCAGAAGAAGUGGGGCAAAAACCACAAGGCCGGUUCUGCCAACGGGAAUGGGGGCCCCCAGGAGGACGGACAUGUGGCCAUUUUUGGAGGCGAUCUUGGAGCACGAACAGCGUUUGAGGAUGCCAAAAUACCGAUCAUCGUCCAGAAAUGCAUCCAGGAGGUGGAGAUGCGCGGCAUGGACUAUGAGGGUAUCUACCGGAAGUCGGGCGGCACGACUCAGAUGCGACAGAUUCAGGACGAGUUUGAGCGCGGAGACGAUGUGCAAUUCAGUCCGGAUCUCGAUAUCUGCAGUGUCACCAGUGUUCUGAAGCAGUACCUUCGUAACCUACCAAAUCCGCUCAUCACGUACGAGGUCUACGACCGGUUUAUUGAAACGAGCAACAUAUACGAAGAGGAUAAACGCGUGGAAGCCCUCAAGGGUAUCACAGAAGAUCUGCCGCCGGCACAUCGUGACGUGCUACAGUUCAUCAUAUUCCAUCUGGCCAGGGUUGCUGCCAGAAAAGAAGAGAAUCUGAUGAACACACGCAACCUCGCAGUCGUGUUUGCGCCCACCUUACUCCGACAUCUCUCGGACGAGCGGGAGAUGUCUGACAUGCACACAAAGAACAACGCCGUGCAAUUCCUGAUCGAUUACAAUGAAGCAAUUUUCUAGCAGCUUCGUUUUGGACUUUAUGAUUUUUUGGGGCGGGAGGUGUAGUGCCAGGGUGAGGCGUUUUCUUCGACUUCUUUUUCUGUAUAAUGAUUUUUCUUCUUCUUCCGGUGUUUGUGUAUCCCCUCCAGUUGUU
This is a messenger RNA of Tricharina praecox, 3604 nucleotides long. RefSeq lists its product as uncharacterized. NCBI's taxonomy places the organism in Eukaryota, Fungi, Ascomycota, Pezizomycetes, Pezizales, Pyronemataceae. Gene Ontology annotation, biological process: signal transduction; regulation of GTPase activity. The transcript has 9 exons. The coding region runs from base 205 to 3471 and encodes 1088 amino acids. The record is from RefSeq and is a predicted model, not a curated record. Gene Ontology annotation, cellular component: cytoplasm.